UAAGUAUAUUUUAAGCACAUUUCUGGGUAAACUUUUCAUUUAAGUGCCAUGAGACAAAAAAAAUUAAAACCAAAAUCUCUGACCGAGUGAAGCGUGUCAUCUAAAACAGGCACAGUAAAUGUCACAGUCCAGCUCAGAGGUGCAGCAAGAUGUAGAAGUCAAUUACAUGCAUGAGCUCUUCAGAUGUGGAGAGUGACAUAUUCAGGCUUCCCAUUAUCAUGUCAGCGUGCAGCUCCAGACGCUCAUGGAUGGUUUUGUACCUUGCUCUGCUGGUAACACUGGUGUCCCAGAGCGAAGGAGGUUGUCAGGAUACGGGACUGUGUUGCAUUGGACAAAACCAGUCAUGUAUUACUGAAGACUGGAGGAAAGAUCGCUCCUAUGGGGAAUGUUACUGCGACCAGGCAUGCAAGACCACAUUGGACUGUUGUCACGACUAUGACCUUGCCUGUCCAGCCGUAUCCUGUGUAGUGAGUGAAUGGAGCGUGUGGUCUGGCUGUCUGGAGCCGUGUAAACCCACACUGCGCACCAGGCAGAGACAGGUGAUUCGGGAAGCACGUAAUGGAGGCGAACCCUGUCCCUCUCUAUAUCAGACUGCAGGCUGCGCAGAGUAUCACGACCAGCAUGGCCCCUGCCUGCAGUCACUAGUCCCAGCUCUCAUCACCACAGGUGGAUAUGGAAAUGCAAGGAAAAAGAGGGAGAUUUUGGACAACAGUAUCACAGGUUACUGUGUGGAGUUCAGACUCACGUCCUUGACGGUGGGUUGUCAACACAGUUUCAGUCCACACACUCGCUGGAUGCGGUAUCUGAAAGAGGGACAUCAGGUGUGUGUGGAGUGCCAGCCACCAGCACUGGCCCAGGGCCAACGCUUCUGCUCCGGGGACGGGGAGAACAUGGGACAGGACGGGAGCUUGUCUCUGCAGUGGCAGGCCGUGGGGAAUUCUCGCUGCAGAGGGCUGUGGAGACGGGUCCGUCGACGAGACUCCUGUUCCUGUCCUACUGUACACAGUUUUCUCUUCAUCUAA
This is a messenger RNA of Carassius gibelio (silver crucian carp), 1022 nucleotides long. RefSeq names its product somatomedin-B and thrombospondin type-1 domain-containing protein. The coding region runs from base 171 to 1022 and encodes 283 amino acids. The record is from RefSeq and is a predicted model, not a curated record. The transcript is spliced from 5 exons. NCBI's taxonomy places the organism in Eukaryota, Metazoa, Chordata, Actinopteri, Cypriniformes, Cyprinidae.